Messenger RNA from Neolamprologus brichardi, 1021 nucleotides. The record is from RefSeq and is a predicted model, not a curated record. Lineage: Eukaryota; Metazoa; Chordata; Actinopteri; Cichliformes; Cichlidae.
CAUUCCUCCUUCCAGAACUCGAUCCGACACAACCUCUCGCUCAACAAGUGCUUCAUCAAGGUGCCGCGGCAGAAGGACGAGCCCGGGAAGGGAGGUUUCUGGAAGAUUGACCCGCAGUACGCUGAGCGCCUCCUGAGCGGUGCCUACAAGAAGAGACGAAUGCCGCCCGUCCAGAUCAACCCGGCCCUGCGGAACAGACUCAGGGUGAACAUGCAGCCUCAGCCCAGAGGACAGAUCGGGCUUUGCGUCAACCCAGAGUCCCAAAGGCUUCUUCGAGAGUUCGAAGAGGCAACGGGGGCUGAUCAGAAUUGGGACCCCCAUCUGGCUGAGGGGACCAUGCUGGGGUCCUGGCCGGUGGUCAGGGGAAGGAGUGGGCUCAAGAGGAAGCAGGGCUCUAGAAAUGGUGCUGCCAAAGCCCCCCGUCGGUCCAGCUCCCCUCUGCUCUCCAUGGAUGAACAGAAGGAGAUUGGACCUCUGAAGGGGGACUUCGACUGGGACGCCCUUCUGGAUUCUGCCCUCAGCGGGGAGCUCAGUCUGGAAGAUGGUGAGCCUCUGAGCCCCAUCAUGAAAGAGGAGGACCUAACAGUGCGGGGAACCCACAUUUCUCCUGUUGAAGCCCCUGCAGGCUCAGCAGAGGCAGAGAGGAGUAACAACAUGUCUGACUUUGAUGAGGAGACCUUCCUUGCCACAGCCUUCCUGGAGAACCCCUGGCCAGAGGAGGAGGAGGAUCACGGCCGCAGUGAUUUCCUCUGUAGCUCCACCGUCAACUUAGACCAGCUGUUUGGGCUCGAGGACUCAUUGGGUGGGGACCCCAGCAGCAGGAUGGACACCCUCCUUUGAGGAAUAAUUUCCAGGUCGUCUUACAAACUAAGAACGCUUCUCAACACAACUUGGGAAUAAAAUACUCUUUUUUUUAUCCUCAUGCAAGCUUAACCGUCCUUUUCAAGAUGUUUAAAGUAUUUUUAGAGAAACAUUUUUACGCAGGUUCAAUGCUGGAAAUAAACACUCAAUGCCUACCGAA